Messenger RNA from Harpegnathos saltator (Jerdon's jumping ant), 4807 nucleotides. Its product is annotated as slit homolog 1 protein. Bases 1925 to 4807 code for a protein of 960 amino acids. The transcript has 6 exons. The record is from RefSeq and is a predicted model, not a curated record. Gene Ontology annotation, molecular function: protein binding. Lineage: Eukaryota; Metazoa; Arthropoda; Insecta; Hymenoptera; Formicidae. Gene Ontology annotation, cellular component: plasma membrane.
AAAAAAAGAUGCGGGGGAGCGGAGGAAAAAGACGACGUGCGUGGGUGCAAAGCGGUGCGCACUCGCGACCGAGCUCUUCCCAAAGUGCACGACACGCGGGACCACCGCGAGCCGCAUGACGUAACGCGCAUUUCUGGACUAGACCGUGACAUUGCAUAACGAAAUGCAUUAACCGCGUAUCGCGAUACGCAAGUAGCGCGCGCGAGCCGUCUGUCCGUCCGUCCGUCCGUCCGUCCGACAGCAGAUAGUGCCAUAUAUUGUCGUCUCAUCGUAAUUACAAGCUUCUUACGAGCGCGACCAUGUACGCUUUACGAGUCUAUUAAUACUCUAACGCGCUUUCUAGCGUUAUAUACGCCUAUGUAAGAGCCGAGCACUCGAAGAAAUAAUCGAUCCGCUCGCUGUCGGGAAAUAAUUCGCCCGCGGUAGGCGGGUCCCAUCAACGUCGUUUACCGUUAAUCACGAUCCCGACGACUUGCGAUCGUAACGUCACCCACCCCUUUAACCCGCGGAUCUCGUGUCCUUUUUGGUUGAGGAACCUUCUCCGCCCGGCUUUGUCCGAGAAACAUCUCGGAAGAGCGGUCUUCACUCGCGGCGAAGAGUUUGCAAAAGACGCGCCCACCUGUACUUGCAUCUCGGUCAAAGCCAAGGAUUGCGCAGAAAUUAGACAGUGAUGUGACGUAUGUGAAAGAAGACGAGAGAGGGGGUGCGGCGGAGGACGAAGAGGUGAGGAGAGGUGGGAGAGAGGGAGACACCGAGGGGGGCGCAAACGGAGCGUUUCAAGAAGCAGCGUACUUGGUCGCGGUAACGUGUGCGUGCGUGCGUGCGUGCUGUCGUAAACAACGCGGUGCGAGAAGGACCGCGAGGCGCAGACAGAGACGGAAACGCAAAGAGCGCGUCGUCGUCGGCAAUGAGUGCGCCGCGGGCAGACCUUGACGACCCGAGGAAGUCUCGCUACCAUUUUCGCGGGACGUGGUAGUGGGUCGCAGGUGUGGACCGAGCGAGCGACUCGACACCAGCACACACGGGUGCCACACAGGGUGGGGUAUCGCAGGCAGAAAUCGGUGUGCAUCCACACUACCGGCGCAGGGAACAAGGGCGACCUUGGCCUUACGAGCUUAUAUAACGAGGAAACGGCCGAUUCGCCAGCUCAGUCGUUUCGACCUAUCGACGACGACGACGACGUCGACGACGUGUGCAACCGAUAUUCUAUCGCGCUCUCUAGUGCGAACGGACGGCGCGCUCUACCAACGAUUUUCGCUGCUCGUCGCGCGAGACCCAAACGAAAGCAAAGUUCCGCAAAGCGGCAGCUGACAAAAAUCGGACCCAACCGCGAGAUCUUCCCCGUUGGAAGCGUUUCUCGCCGCGUGUCACCUGCGCGUCCCCGCGCGAAAAAAUUCGCCGCCGCCGCCGUCGCGUUCUCCACUCGAGCGACUUUUUCUCUCGCAGCAGCGCGAACAGCCAGCCUGCGUCGACGCAGGUGCUGUGCUCUCGCACGUGGGAACAAUCGUCGCCGCUGGAAACUUCCACUGGAGCAAUUACGAGGAGGUUGCUGAAAAUGCAAUCGACCACGCGGCGCGAGACCGAAGCCGCAGCGCGAUCGGAAAAAUAUAGGAGCCAUUAAAGGAGCGGCCGCGCGCGCGGCGGCGGUGGUCACUUCGGCGGGUCGCCGUCGCGGUGGGGGAUCCCCGCGGAAAAUCAACGUCUCUUCUUGGCAGAAACGGAGGCAGCUCGUGGGCGGCAGCGCGGCACGAGUCGCGGCGCGCGCGCGCGGGGCUCUUCCGCUUUUUUGACAGAUGCGAGCGUCAGUGCCGCGCGACGCGUCGCAGUGCCCGAGCGAGUCCGCCCGACAAUAUUUACGACGACGCACGUUCGUUCGCCCACGGCGACCCACUACUACUACCGCAGCUCGCCGUCGCGAGGAAGGAUGGUCAAUUCGAUAUUGCUGCUUUGGGCGUUGGUCGGCCUAAUUGGCCGGGUGCACGGCAAAUGCAGCUUAGCGCCGAUCGCCGACAACGAGCGGUCGAUCGCCUACGCGUGCAUCCACGGCGACCUGAGCGACCUCAACGAGCUGUCCAGCGAGACCGAGUGGAUCGAGUUCUCGGUGUCGCGCUUCCGCGAGAUCCCGGACGACGCGUUCCACCGAUUCCGAAAUUUACGCCGCCUGUCCUUCUACAAUUGUCACGUCAACGUCAUCGGACCCGAAGCCUUUCGCGGCCUGCACCGCCUGGACUGGCUGAUUUUCCACGGCACGCGGGUCCACGCGGCUAGGGCCGCGUGGUUCCGGCAUCUGCCGAAUCUCAGGAAGUUGAUCCUGGACAGAUGCGGCCUGGUGCACGUCGAGCCUGACGUUUUUCGCAUGCUACCGCGAGUCGAGACUCUAGGCUUGCGCGAUAAUGACCUCGAUUGUCUGCCGGUGGAGGAACUGUCGCAUAUGAGGAUGCUCAGGGCCGUGCGCAUCGACGGCAACCCGUGGUGGUGCGAGUGCCGCAUGAGACUGGACCGCUUCUUCCGCGAGAGGUCGAUCGUUCAGGAGGAGCGGUGCAAACCUCCGCCGGGAGUACACCAGAGGCUGCAGUGUAUGACGCAGAUCGACAUCCCGAUCUUGUUUCCAAUAAUAACCGUCGAGCAGAUCGGAGGUUACGAGGAAUCGCGCUACAGCAACCACUUCCAGACGAGCGCGUUGACGUCGCUGGACCGUUUGCCGGACAGGAGCACAUGGAUCGAGAUCACGGGGCUGCGGAUCGAUCGCGUGCCCGCGUACGCGUUCUUCCGCUUCGGCAACAGUCUGCGCGUCCUCGAGCUGCGCGAUUGCUCCAUCGACGUGAUCGAGCCCGGCGCGUUCGCCGGUCUACAUCAGCUGCAGCGUCUUGUGCUCGUCGGCAACCGGCUGCCCGCGGUGGCCGCCCAUUGGUUCAGCGAUCUCGUGGCGCUGCAACAAUUGGUGCUCGCGCGCAACGCCAUCGAGCGCCUCGAACCAGGCGCGCUGCGCCCGUUGAGCGACAGCUUGCGCCAUCUGGACAUGCGGUACAACCGGCUGCAAUGUCUGUCGCCGGACGAGCUGACGCAUCUGAGGCGACUCGAGCGACUCGACGCAGUCGGUAAUCCGUGGAACUGCGAGUGCCGCAGAAACCUGCAGCGAAUGUUGAUGGAACGUCACAUAGGCUUCGAGAUUAGCGGCGGUCGCUGCUACGAGAAUGGGAAAGAGGUUGGCGAGCCGACCACCGGCGACGAUAGAGGGCAGCAUUGGCAAGUCGAACACACGACAACGACGGGUAUCGGCCAAGUACGAUGGACCUCUUUCGAGGAGACUCUGCUCGAAAGGAACAUCACUGUGACGAGACCGAGCACCGUCGCUCCGACCAUCCAAGUCUCCACUGAGAGGCCACAACCGCCGAGUAAGGGUACCUGUGUGCUCGACAAGACCGAGUGGUCGCGGCAGGUGUACACUUGCAGUGGCAUCAACUCGCUGCAGGAACUUGAGAUCAUACCGCGUUCGGCGCACACUGUCCGUAUUAUCCUCUCAAACUUGAAGACGAUCCCGACGCGAGCGUUCGCCCGCUUCGAUGGCUACAUGUCCAGGCUGGAGCUGCGCAAUUGCGGUAUCGAGAAGAUCGAGUAUCGAGCCUUCGCCGAUCUCUACAACCUGCAGUAUCUGUCGCUGCACAGCAACCAGCUAGAGUCCAUGACGUCCGAAGUUCUAGAAGGCCUGACGAACCUGCGCCAGUUGGACGUGUCGCGCAACCACAUCUACCGCAUCACGAACGACGCGUUCGACAUGUUACCACAACUACGCGGCUUGGACGUCUCUGACAACUACAUGAAUUGCAUUGGGGUGGAAUACAUGGCGCGCAAGAUGCCGCAUUUGCUCUCUUUACGGGUCUCAGGCAAUCCCUGGAGUUGCCUAUGCGGUACAAAGCUGGCCAGUUUUCUGGACUCCCGUGGAAUUCGCUACGACCGCGAGUCCUUGCUCAGCAUGAAUGACGACUGCUACGCCACGGGCCUGCCAGUGACACCCACGACGAUACUGACCACCUCGAAGAGCACCACGACCGAGCCACCCUCGGUGCCUCUGCACCAAGAACCCAUCACGGGCUCCUGCACUGUUCAGCAGGAUUCCACGGGGCUGCGAUACCGUUGCAUCGGCGGCAAUCUGUCGUUGCUGAAGAGCAUACCUCGCGACGUCGUCGCCAUCGAGUUCCAUGAGGGCAACUUGCCACGUCUGCCGGUUGGGUCUCUCUACAAUUUCCCGCGACUGCAAGAACUCGUCAUCAGAAACUGCGGCUUGAGAACGAUCGAAGCUGGUGCCUUCAGAGGCUUGGACUCCUUGGAGCGUCUUACUAUCCAGCAGAACCCGUUGACGUCGAUUGAGCAAGGCUGGUUCAAUAUAGAGCGUCUCGAGCGACUGGAUCUGCGCGGUAACUCGAUCCGCUAUAUCGCACCGGGUGCCUUCCGUCAGCUGCCUAGGCUGGUCUACUUGAAUCUCGAGGGCAACGAUCUCCAGUGUAUCUUCACGAGCGACCUGAGCGACAUGUCGGAUCUGCACGUCGUUGAGUUUGCCGGGAACCCGCUCAAGUGGCGGUGCCGGAUGGACCUGGAGCAGUUCCUCGAGAUGCGCAAAAUCAAGUUUGUCAAGGUGGAGAACUCGUGCGAGGGUAAGAAGAUCAUGAGAAGUCUCCUCUACCAGAAUCGCAGCAGCGAGCCGUUGGAAUGCCCGCCCGGUUGCUCCACGGCUAAUGAAAUCGAACAGGCGAAAUGUUUGACGUUCUUCGUAGCGUUUGCGAUGCUUGUCGCAAUGCGGAUACAUUAA